GAUAUCAAACGCCGAUCGGUCUAAGCCACGCCCACUGUGAAGUUCACUUGACACAGAGGAUGCGCACGAACAUUAUCUUCCGGAUAGAAAACACGCAAGGAAAAUGUCAGAGAAGGACACGGAAACCUUUGACGUGAUGGAGCUGGCAGAGCAUGUCAAGAAACAACGCUGGUGGAACAAGAUGUUCGGCAAAAAUAACUCUGGAGCCGCUGCGGAGAAGUACUCCGUUGCAACACAGCUGGCCAUUGGAGGAGUGAGCGGCUGGUGUGCAGGGUACUUGUUUCAGAAAGUUGGGAAGCUUGCAGCAUCAGCUGUAGGAGGAGGCUUCUUUUUGCUCCAGAUUGCUCAUCACACAGGCUACAUUAAAGUAGACUGGAAACGAGUCGAGCAAGACGUGAACAAGGCAAAGAAGCAGCUGAAGCUGAAUUCAGAGCCUCCUAAAGAAGUGAGGACCAAAAUUAAUGAGGUGCAAGUAUUUGUCAAGAAAAACAUUGUUCUCACAGGAGGCUUUGCUGGUGGAUUUCUGCUUGGUCUGGCUUCAUAGGAUCUCUCAUUGUAAUGUCUUAUACUCCGAGGAUGUCAUCUAACAUCAGAUUACAGCUUCUGUGUGAUAUUGCAGCUUGUAUUUAACUCAUCACUCCUUUAUCAGAUCAAGAUUUGAUUCUUAAGAUGUCUAUAUCUAUAUAUAGGAAACGUAUAUCAAUGCUAGAAUGUAUGGUUUCAGUUUUUGGAUUGUGCAUUGUUUUUAGUUUGUACUUUAAGCCCUGGUUAAUUUUUUUGUUUAUUUGAAAAUGUUGCUAAUAUUAAUUUUGCACGAACCAAGACUUGAAAAGUUAGCCUAUUUAAACAUGUAAAUAGUUGAAACAUUUGAAAAUGUCCUUUAAAAUCCCUAUCUAACCUUUUGGCUUUAUGUCAUGCUGACUAAGCUAAGUGCUGUUAAACCCUGAUGUUCAAACUUAAGCUAUUUCUGUACUAAAUCUGGACAUUACUCCAAAGACCAAGGGGUCGAUAAAAGUUGUAAUUUUAUUCAAUAAUGACAGAAAAGUUCCCAGUAAAUAGACAAUCAGGAUUUAAACAAUUCUGGUUUGCCUUUUUGUCUCAUCUUUGUUUUGAUAUUCAUUUAAUACAUCUAAUCUAUUUCCCUAAAUUACAGCUAAUGCUCAGCACAUCAUGCUAGAAAUAUUCCAGUUUCUGUUCCAUUUUGUAAUCUGCAUUUCAUACAGCUGUCCUUACGAGGCCUUUGUGUUUUGAACAUGAAACCAAGAAGGUCACUCUGAUGGACACUAAAUGUUGAAUGCAUAUUAUUCUCACUAAACUGUUGAAUAAACAGUGACAGCCAGAGGCAGCUUGAUUUAAUUAAAGUUACAAGAGACUCUUUGGUGAAUAUCUAUUCCACAUGUCCUUGAAAGUCUCCUCUGAUCUCUUGCAGCACAUAUACAUGCAUGCUGUGUAUCUUUCUAUUAAAGGAUCGUCUUUGUGUCUGUA
Messenger RNA from Carassius gibelio (silver crucian carp), 1485 nucleotides. RefSeq names its product FUN14 domain-containing protein 2. The coding region runs from base 104 to 544 and encodes 146 amino acids. Gene Ontology annotation, cellular component: mitochondrial outer membrane. The transcript has 5 exons. Gene Ontology annotation, biological process: autophagy of mitochondrion. The record is from RefSeq and is a predicted model, not a curated record. Lineage: Eukaryota; Metazoa; Chordata; Actinopteri; Cypriniformes; Cyprinidae.